Centrocercus urophasianus (Greater sage-grouse) is the source of this 11684-nucleotide messenger RNA. RefSeq names its product splicing regulatory glutamic acid and lysine rich protein 1 (gene SREK1). Gene Ontology annotation, cellular component: nucleoplasm. The transcript is spliced from 11 exons. The record is from RefSeq and is a predicted model, not a curated record. NCBI's taxonomy places the organism in Eukaryota, Metazoa, Chordata, Aves, Galliformes, Phasianidae. Gene Ontology annotation, molecular function: RNA binding. Bases 4376 to 6043 code for a protein of 555 amino acids.
AUUUUAUUUUUAUUUUAUUUUGUCCCUUUUUGUUUUGUUACAUCUCUUUCCCUUGUACUUGUGAACUGGUACCUCAGUUCUGUAAAAAUGGUGUUUUGUAAAGGGUUCACGGUGUUUCAUUUUGAAGUUUGACCUGAAGCUGCUUAUGAAUGGUGGAUGGUAUCCGGCAAAGUAUGACUAGUUGAGUUUUAUGCUGCAAAUUUUGGAUAAAUUCCAUUUGGAGUACAUGUAAGCAUCUGAAUUCAGCAGAUGAGCACUCUGGGACAGAAGACUGGAAUAGUGAAAAAUAAGAGUUUUAAGAAGCAUUCUUUCAUAUGUUAUGCUUUAUGAUUUCCUCUUGGAACAGACAGUUAAAAAUCUUGCUUUCUGGAGACACUAACUUUACAGAAUACAGUGAUAAUCUUUCUCUGCUGUUUGUCCCUCUUCUUAGCAGAGUAGUUUUAUUUAGAUUGCAUGGUCUGUUUAAAAGAAGGCUUUCCAUUUAUGUCUAACAUAAAGACUUUAUAAUAAUUAUUUCUGAAAUUGAAAUUUCAUGGAUGUCGAAUGUCUUGAAAUACUUGCUUCUGAUGAAAUCUUGCUCCAGUGAAGUCAGUGGCAGUAAAAUGUCAUCCUCAGAAAAACUGUUUACCACUCAUAAGUACAAAAGCAGCCUGAGUUUUUGAUUAGAAUGUGUUAUGUGAGGCACAUUGUCUUUUAAAACUGUUGUUUGUGGGAGGACUGAAUCAGUUCUGUAUGCGUGUGUUUGUAUGUGUGUAUUGCACUUACAUAUGCUUCACUGGUUGUUAUCUGAAGAAGACAUUUUAUUUUUUUAAAAGUCUUCUCAGUCAUUGCACAAGUCCUGGCAGUUGGUGCUGGAGUGAUUGAGAAGGUUGUCAUCUCUAGGUGAUGUUCUUUCUUCUUCCAUUGAAAUGGAACCGCUGAAGCAGAAACGGUGGGCCAGGAGGUGUGUCUCAUCCUCAGGCAUUGCUCUUCUCAGCUAAGUGCGUUAAUACCAAUUGGUUUCACUUGGGUAAUGCACCAAGCUGUGAACUGGGAAGAGCUUUGCUUCAUGAUCUCUCUUGGAUUUAUUUGUGGCAGUUGAGGUAAUUGCCAGUAAUUUUAAUCUCUUUAAUUGCUGCUGCUAAAUCCAGUAAGAGUCAUGAACUGGAUCACACGGAAGUUACUUUGAAGUGCAUUGGCCACUGACUUAACAUGGUAGGAAAAUAACGACCUGUUUUAAAUUAUGUUUGAAGUAGAUGUGAGCAGAAGAUGUCUUUAAAACAAACCUACUGCUGAGGCUGUUCUACAGUGAGGAUUAAGCACAUAGUUUAAGUAUGGAGAACAGGAAAUUAUUUUCUGCUGCACACUUGGAAGGAAAAAAAAAAACAAGUUACAUUUGCUACCUCCUUAACACAAACAUUUCUCUGGAGCACUUAGCAAAAUGGUUGCUGGUAUGAACCAGGUUGGCUAAGUGAUACAAGAUAGUAACAAUUAUAACAUGUAUGUAGAACAAGACCGCUGUGCUAAAAGGAAGCCUGAGAUACCUGUGAGCAGCGUGGAGCCAAUCUACAUUUACUUCCAGAUCACAUUGCAGAGCAGAGAGGAAUGAAGUAAAUGAUCACAGAAUCUAUUAUUUACUGAACAGUCAAAAGCAUCCAAGAAAUAUUUCUGCAGAUAUGAUAUAUGUGUGACAUAUUUAUCUGUUUCCGUUAUUAGAAAGUGAAUAUUUUUAGCUCAUUUCCAUUUAGCUUGAGUUUCAAAGCAUGAGUUUUAAAACCAAAUCGGUUAUCUCAAACAGUUUUGGAAGUUUCCUAACUUGAUUUUUCACAAGCCACAUGUUGUGUAUCUUUGCAGGCUCGUGUUCUCUUACUAAUAAAUUUAUAGAGAUUAAGCUCCAAAACAUAAAGGCUGUUUUUAAGUUACAUAAGCCUCACAUAUUGAUUUGUUCAGGAAGGUAGAUGUGCCCCCAGUUUAUUUUCUAUGAAGUUGAUUUAAAGAUUGAGCUGCUCUUAAAAGCUGGUGGAAGAAUCUGUGAAAAGGCAGUAGUUCUGGGGGGAGAGAAAAAAAAAAAAAGGCAUGGAAGAUCUUUUUAUAGUGUGGAACUGACCAAAUGGAGUUCCUAUUAAAACAAAACACUACGUUGUUAGGCACCCUAGUUAUUCUGGAGAUAACGCUGCUAGUUUGUUAAUAUUUAGACAUGUGUGCUCUUCUUUCUUUGAACUUCUUUUAUAGGUGGCUUAACUGAAAGUGCUCACCUGAUUCUUUAAGCAGUGUUUGAGCAAAUGAGUAAUUCGUAUUAUUUCAGUAAGAUGGCCCGUGUGCUUAAAAUUUAGGCUCAUAUUUAAUUCUCUGAAUUUAACUCACUGUCUGUUAAUUAUGUGCCUAACUCCAUUCCUGUUUCAAAGGGCAAAAUGCCUUAAGCAUCUGAAAAAUCUAUCUGGUUAUCUGUGUAUUAUAUUGGCUGUAUGUAAGUGCAUACUUAAAUUAGGCAUAUGCUUAUGUACGUUGCUGGCCAAGGAUCAAAAGAGCGCAGACACCAUUAUAAAAGGCUUUUUUGUCACUGAAUUUACUUGAUCCACAUGUGUAGAUUCUGUGGAAACCUGCAUGAGGAUUAAUUGCAAGAAGCUGGCUAUUCAUGAAGACAUCUGGUAGUUAAUGGCCUAGUUCAUCAAUCAUCUGAAAGCACUUCAAUACUUUGAUUUUCAGAAGAACUGGUAUAUAACUGUAUGCCUAAUUUGCAUGCACAGUUAGUAGAACUGUAUAUUUGAAAGCCUGUUUAGUUAGCUAUGUAGUAGGCAGGAUAUGCAGUGAAGUACCCGAUUCUUGUGAGCAGCCAGGCAGAUCAGGUGCACCUCUCCUUGCAUGCCUGACUUCAUGAUGAGUUUGUGCUGAACAUUGUGAUGACUCAGAUUCAUGCAUGUUUUUUAAAAAGCCCUGGAAGACUUAUUGCACAGUUAAUUCUUGAGUGCUAAUUAUUUUCCUAUUUUUCUCCUUUAGAUAGAAAAAUCAAGUGGUUUGUUACAUGUUAAGGAGCAAGGUGCCUCAAAACUAAACAUAAAUAAAAUAAUGUAAAUAGGAGGCUUGAGAGAAAAAUGGGUACUGUUGUUUUAUCUUUUCUAUUCAUGUAUGCUACAUAUAAAUUAAUUUUCAUUCAGAUAUGUUUUGUUUUUUGGUCACAUCCAGUUGUAACCCAGUCCCUGCUGCAGAUCUGUAGUACUGGUUUGCAAUACUUUUUUUUUUGUCUUUUUUUUUUUUAGAAGUAGUAUAAUUCCUGUAGGUUUUAUUGAAACUCAUAAACAGUUAAAACUACAGUGUUUUGAAACUUACCUAUUAUUUUGUAUUUUUAUUGAAGUUAGAGGUAAACAGAUAAAACAUAGAUAGUUUUAUUCAAAGGAAAGUGCUGUGGAUACUUCGACUAUUAAAAAAAUGUUUAAAUAAAAACUUUAUUAAAAUGCCUGUGGUAAUAACAAAGGGCUCAGUAGUUAGCAUAUAGAGAAUUAUGCCAGGAGUUUUGGAAACAGGAUUGAUACCAGGUAUAAGUAGAAGUUGCUGCUGUAGGUUUUUUCUUUUGCGUGCUUAGUGUUUGUUCUAGUUUAGACCCCUUGGCAUUUCAAAUCUAAUAGACACAUUUAAUUGUCUUAUCUAUUACAUUACAAUUAAUCUAGCUAGCUAGCUAUAUAUACAAAUUCUAAUUUUUGAAGAUUUUAUGGAGUUAAUUUAGCAGUCUUACUGUAAGUAAAUUUGAACGAAACCUGAGUUUUAAGACAGAUUACUUACUAUUUAAACUGUUAGCAUAAUAGGGAGAAUGUAAUGUGGUUGAAAUGGUACAAAAUACAUAGUUUAGGAAAAUAUGGAUUGCUCAGUUGAUCAGUUAGGGUUUUCUUCAACGUCAUUAAACUUACAGCUAAUUCAUGAAAUUUUCAGAUAAACUGAGAUGACUUAGAAUGUAAGACAGUACAAAUCUAGAUUUUUCUUCCUUCCCAUACCCCCAAGUUCACUUGCAAUGUGUAUUGAAUCACAGGAGCUUUUAUUUAAUUUUUAUUUAUUUUUACAUCAAAAGUAGGUAGCAUCAAAGUAGAGAAAAAAGCACAAAUUUCAGUUAGCUCAUACAUGUUUUUUCUUUUUUUUUCUUUUACUGAUUUGGUUAUUUGCCAUUUCUGGGGAUUAAACUUUAAAAAAUGUUCUUCUUUUCUGUAUCUGAUGUUCUGUGUGCUAUUAGUGAUGCAGCCAACACGAACGGUUGUCAUGUGUAAAACAACUUUCGAUCACCGUGAAAGCACCGCCCUGGGAAAGCGUCCAUGCUUGAUAUCGUUUGGUUCAUGAACAUUAAGUUUCCAGUACAGGUAAAAUCCCAGAUGAAGCCAAAGCCCUUUCUCUAUUGGCGCCUGCUCCUACUAUGACAAGCCUGAUGCCUGGUGCAGGGUUGCUUCCAAUACCUACACCAACGCCUUUAACAACACUUGGUGUUUCACUUGGCACUUUGGGAGCAAUACCAGCAGCAGCAUUGGACCCUAACAUUACUGCACUGGGAGAAAUACCCCAGCCACCAAUAAUGGGGAAUGUGGACCCAUCCAAAAUUGAUGAAAUCAGGAGAACAGUAUAUGUUGGAAACUUGAAUUCACAGACCACAACAGCUGAUCAGCUGCUUGAAUUCUUUAAGCAAGUUGGAGAAGUCAAAUUUGUGCGAAUGGCAGGUGAUGAGACUCAACCAACACGAUUUGCUUUUGUGGAAUUUGCAGACCAAAAUUCUGUACCUCGAGCUCUUGCCUUUAAUGGAGUUAUGUUUGGAGACAGGCCACUAAAAAUAAAUCACUCCAAUAAUGCAAUAGUGAAGCCUCCUGAAAUGACACCGCAGGCUGCUGCCAAGGAACUGGAAGAAGUGAUGAAGAGAGUAAGGGAAGCUCAGUCUUUCAUAUCUGCUGCUAUUGAGCCAGAGUCUGGAAAGAGCAGUGAAAGAAAAGGCGGUCGAUCUCGUUCCCAUUCUCGUUCAGAAUCCAGGUCUAGCUCAAAAUCCCGAUCUAGAAGGAAAAGAUCACAUUCAAAACACAGAAGUCGGUCUGGCAACAGAUCGCUCUCAAGACACAAGGACAGGCGCAGAUCCCGAAGUCCCCUGAAAAAACGAUCUAGAUCUAAGGAAAGGCGGAAAUCAAGGAGUCGGUCACGCUCUCGGGACAAGAAAAGAGACAAGGAAAAGGUCAAGGAAAAAGAAAAGACCAAAGAAAAGGAGAGAGACCGAGACAAGGAGAAGGAAAGAGACCGGGAUAGAGACAAAGAAAGGGAAAGAGAGAGAGAUAAGGAGAGAAACAGGGACAAGGACAGGGAUAAAGACAAAGAUCGAAACAAAGAUCGGGAGAGAGUCAAAGAUAGGGAUAGAGACAGGGACAAGGAAAGGGAAAAGGAGAAAGAUGAAAAGGAAAAAGACAGGGAAGAUGUAGAUCAGAACAAAGAAAAAGAUGAUGACAAAGAUGGGGAGAAAGAUAGAGAGAAGAUGAAGGAUAGGGAGGGAGAUAAGGACAAGGGAGGGGACAAAGAGAAAGAAAGAGAAAAAGAAAAGGAAAGAGAUGGGGAUAAGGAGAGGGAGCGAGAAAAAGAGAGAGAUGAUAAAAAGAAGAAAGAUAAGAGAUCCAGAACUCCCCCAAGAAGCUAUAGCUCUUCAAGAAGAUCGCGUAGCUCCAGCAGAGAAAGGCGUAAGAGGAAGAGUAGAAGUCUUUCUAAGUCUCCUAAAACAUCCAAAGGAACAAAAAGAAAGUCUUCACGAACUCCUUCUCCAAGAAGAAACAAGAAAGAGAAAAAAAGAGAACGAGAUACAUAUAAUGAAGGAAGAGAAAGAGAACGCUCCAACUCCAAGAAAAAAAGUAGUAAAGAGAAAGAGGGAAGGGAGAAAUCUGACAAAAGCACCACUGCUUUGAAGGACAAAGAUCACGCUAAAGAGGAUCAGAAUUCAGAAACUGACAAAGAUGUUGACAACAGAGAUACACAAAGGACAGAUGAAGUCAAACUUCAGCAGAAUGGAAACUGUCAACCAAACGAAGAUAACCUCUCAAUUAAAAUGGAAGAGGUUUAAAGCAAGGAAUCAACCUCUGUCUCAACUUAGGAAUGAAAUCCAAAGCUUAUUCCCAGAAUGAGGAAGAAAACGUCAAAGCAAUCAACCUGACCAUGUUGAUAGCACUAACAGCUCUUUCAAUUCUUGUGAUAGCUUUGUUGUCUUCUUGUUGUAAAGCAGGAAAGCACAGACCAGUAGUUAUACCAUGCAAAAGCAUAUGUCAUCAGAGCUAUUCAUCUCUGAAACUCCAUGCAUUUCCAUGAUGGCUGUACUUAUAGGUAAAAUGAUUUAUGUUAAGUUUAGCCAUAGGCUGCUAAAUAGGAACUGAAAGAAGUAAACCUUUACUACCCCUAAAAAAAAAAAAAAAGAAAAAAAAAAAAAAAAAAGCUGAAGAUAAACAUUGAAAGUUGUUUUAAAAUGUUGCUUGUUGAUGAAUUUUGUGUUAUUUUACUUUGUGGGUUAAGAAGUCCACAGAAACUUCAGUGUGUACUUUUUUAUGUGCUUGGAAGUGGUGCAUAAAUGUACACACUUUCUUUUGGUGUAAAUGACAGCUGUUGGAAAAGUUUUUAUGGUUCUUAUGAUAUAUGCCCAAUGACUAGUAUGUUCUUCAUUUGCUCACUGCUUGAGGUUUGUGGGUUUUAUUAUCUAAAAUAAUUUCUUACCAAUAUCCCUGAACUCAGUAUUUGCUUAAAGUAUUUGAACAAUGCAUGCUACUUUUCUGUUCCUAAAAGGAACAUUGCCAUGUAUGAUGAUAACAGGUUAGCUUAUUGAGUUAUUUUCAGGUUGUUUUGUUUUGUUGUUCUCUUCUGUUCCACAACUGAGCACAUCUGUAUAUUAGGAGAACUUAACAGCUUUGUUUUUUUGACAUGUACUGCAGUAUGUCUGUUCAGCUGCAAAUGGUACAGGUGCCAUUAUGAAAUUAAAUUUUUUCUUGUUUAAAAAAUUCGAGAGCACAAGCAUAAGCUUUAGUGCCUUCUUAAAAUGUGGUAUUUUCAAGAAAUAUGUAUGUGCUAUAACAUUUUCAGCUAAAUCUUGCAUCAUCUCUAUUGCUGUUUUGCCACUACCAUACUACAGACAAGAGUGCAAGUAAUUUUUCAGAAUGGAUGUUUAGUUCACUUAUUUAAGUAGAACAGGUCCAUUUUUACAAUUAUUUUUUAUUUUCAGAAAAGAUAGAGUAAAUGUAAUGAUGCAUUUUGGGGACCAUCACUGUACAAAGAUAGUAGCUGAAUACAGCGUAUUUUCUGAACACCUGCAUCACAGGCAGCCCUUAAGAUACUAAUUACAUUUGGAUGGCCUUAACAGUUACCUCUCCAUCCUUUUCUCUGAUAUCCAUCAGGUGUUGUACAAUGAAUUUAAUGCAGAGCUGGGGGUGGAAAAUACUUGGGGAAGAAAUGUUCUAAUUUACAUAGGAGUUAUAUGUUAGAUAAUCUUUUUUCAUUCUUUGGUGAGAAAGCAUGUAAGAAGCAAAUGACAAAGCCGGUAUUUUUUUCAAGUAAAACCAUAAUUUGUGCUUUCUGAGCUAAUGUAACCAGUUUCAUUGUUGUGAGAUUUUUUAAGAGUCGUAUUUACAAACUUACUUAUACCUAAAAUCAGGUAGAUUAUACACCUUAUUACAAUCAAAUGAAUUAAUUGCCUUACCUCAUGGAAGGAGUUUCAUUCAGUUAGAAAUUAAAAAAGGCUUAAUAGGAUACUAGCAGUUUGCCUUCAAUUUCCUUUUCUUUUGCAUAGUUAAUUCUUAUGAAAAUAAUUUUUAAAAAGCAUAAUACAGGGAACGAAAAAUGUGUCCAAUUCCUAAGGUAAUGAAACCUAAUUUGAUUGUGAAGCUGCUUAAUCACUUGUCAUUUUUGAUAGGAUUUAGUGUUCUUCCCACUGUGUACAUUUAAGACUAUAGAAAAUGCUUUACCAUGUAAAGUAUAGACAGUCAUUUUUGUGAUGUUUAAGCCACGUGCUGAUGGUUGGUUAACAGCUUACUCUGAUAAAAGAAUGACAAAUCUGUACGCUUAAAGGAAGGUUGUGAAGGAUUGUGUCUUGCAGCAACAGCUGUCUUAUUUAUGAUGUGUAAGUAGAGUAGAGCAAAGAGGUUGUUUGUGUACUUGUUAUCUUUGUUACCAUUUCACUAAUAAAAUUAAGUAUUUUAGAGGGAAGUUUCUGCUGUUACAAACUUAUUAAAGAAACAUUUUGGUUGGUCAUCAGGUUUUAUUCAGGCAGCUUUUUUUUUAAUUUGAAAUGUGGAUGCAAGUUAAAAUACACCUGUAUUAUUUAUAAUAUCUUGGAAAAGAUAAUUUACUCCUUCUCUGGGAGAAAUUAAAGUGUACAUAGUACAUCAUAUUUCAGUUCAUCUUAGUUUGAUUUUCUUAGUUUUGUAAUCCUGAAUUCGCAUAGUUCAGAAUGUGUACAUGGUUGUGCACAAUUAGUGAAGAAAAAUGACGUGGAAAAUUCAUAGGUAACAAUGGCAGCAUUAAUAGCUAAUAUAUCAUAUAUAUGCAGCAUACUAAGAUAGAUUUUAUGUGAGUUAAUAUUCCCUUUUAAAAAAGCUUUGAGAAGGGAGGGGAAAAAAAAGAAUAUACACCAAAUACACACAUUUCCUCCUCCCAAACUGUGUUUUCUUACAAAUACUGUAUUUUCUGUUCUGCCUUGUAGUACUUUGUAGUUCUGUGAGGAUAGUUUUAUCUCUUUGUAUUAGGUGUUUAAUGGUUCUCUUCUUUGUUUAAAAAAAAGAAAAAAAAGAAAAAAAAAAAAGCCACCAUUGGAUGAUUAAUGUUUUGUAAAACACCCAUCACCACAGAGGGCAGAUCACUUUUAAACCAGUACUGGAACAGUACCUCCUUGCUCUGCCACGUUUGUGUGUUUGACCCAUUAAGUGUGUGUGUCUUCUAGUGGAAGUCCAUGCCUUGAUCGUAUUGGAUUUGCAUGCUGAGCUGCUGUGUCAGUAGUUUGCUUUUGCACUUCUAUGAGUUGAUAAAACUAAAUGAUGGUUUUGAGAACAGUGUAGUUUGUGGUAGCUGUAUUGUUUUAGGUGUAAUUUCAUUUAACUUGGCCUUUGGAUUCUGCCUACACAUUAGUUGCCUGGUUUUUUUUGUUGUUGUUGGUUUUUUUUUGUUGUUUUUUUUUUUUAAUGUCAAUUUCAGAUAGGUACAACCGAAUUAGCUUUAGUUAACCAGCUGGCUAACAGCAUCAACCUAGGCACAGCGUGGUUUAUGUGAUGAGUUGACCAUUUGAGUGGCUUACUGGUUUACUCCUCUGCUGAAGUAAAUUCUACAGUCUGUAUCAUGCUCUGUGUUGCUUGCAAUUUGUUUGCUGGUGUUUUCCAGCCUAGGUAUGUGUAAGGCAAUAAAUUUAAUUUUGAAUUCUGCUGAUCUGUUUGCUAAUGGUAGCUUCUCUGGUUUGCCUUCAGUUUGUAAUAAUUAUAUUUAGGAAUUUCUGUGAUACUCUUUUGGUCUAAUCAAGAGGUAAAAAAAGUAAAGGCUGCCUUGUAUGACAAAUUCUUACAUGCUGCAUACAAGUUUCUGUUACUAUUUUCAGUUACUCUUUUUAACAUUAUAAUCACUGAAAGCAGUAAUGCCCUAGUGGUAUGUAUAUUCUUUACUCUUAAAACUGAAGCAUCUCUGUAUCACUCUCUUUUUGUAAGUUUGUAAUGAAACACGCAUUUCAAUUUUGCAAGCCAUUCACUUAAAGGAAAAAAUAAAAGACAAAUCAUCUUGUUUCAGUGUGAAAGUGGAAUUCUGAGAGUAAAACAAUUUCUAAGUACGUAAGUUCAGCACAGUGAAGUAUACUGCAAAUUGGGGCAUGUAAUGCCUCCAGUUUGACACAUGAUGAUACUUCAGGUUUUGUGUAAAUGAAUGAAUUACUGUUUUUGGUGUUGUCAUUAUUUUAAAAGCAAGGUUUGGAUGUAGUGACACAAAUACUGAGAGCUGUAAGUGACUAAACUAAUGUAAACCUGUAGAUGAUUAGUUCAGAGAGGUCUAGUUUUCUCACCAGCAGAUAGAGUGUGGAUAGGUGAAAUUCAUAGAUAUUCUUAAUGUUAUUACAACCUGAAAUUUGAUUUUGUUUGCUAAUGUCUAAACAGGAAACUUUCCAGCCUGUAUGUGAAGUUUAUUUUUUAUAUGGUGAAAAGUGUAAUUAAAGUAAUACUGAAAGCAUUGUAUAAAAGGGAUUUCUUUUGCCUAAUGUCAGAUAAAUUCAGUUGUGUUUAAUUUUAAACUCCUUGACAAUGUCUCUGUAUGUAGUAUUUAUUUUCAUUUAAGAUUCAGGAAUGCUUCAUGUAUAGGUGAGCCACAUCAUGGGAUCUGAGCACAUUAGUCUGGAUUUUUCUCAGUAAUCGCUUCAGUGUAAAACAGCUUGAGGCAGUUGUCUGAUGAUACAUCCGUGCAGCUCCUUUGCCCAUGUCUGAGAGCAGUUCUCUUAAGGCUUCAGUUCUGUACUUUUUGAGUAAAUUAAGCCAUUUAGGAUCUAUUUAUGAAUUCCAGUUUUCAAGAUGUUUUCAGAAACCAAGAACUCUAUUAUCAAGAAGGCCUAAGAAAAAUUUGUUGUAGCUGUUUUACAAUUUUUGAGAUUAGUACAGGAGUUCACUGAAGUAAAAAUGAGAUUUAGCUGUUUAUUUUCUUGUGGAGAGCUGCAGUUUACACAUUUGGAUUCACAGCAUUAUUUUAUUUUAUUUUUUUUUACUAUAAGAUAAACAAGUGCCAAACUUGAUGAAAGGCUUAAGAUUGGAGUACAAAAUAUGUUCUGUACUAACUGGGCAAAGGAGAUUUUCUCACAUAGAGGUUAUCUGUCUUUCUUGGUCAGAAAGACUUUUUAUCAGCAGUGGAAAAAGUCAUUUGUUCUUACUGUCAUUCAGUCCUUGAUGUUCUUAGCUGAGUUAAGUAGCUCUUAUAAUGCAGAUAUUAGUGUGCUAGGUAGCAAACUGUAACUAUUCCUAAAGGAUAUUUUAAUCUAAUGACUAUAGUAGUAUUUUAGUUUUGAACUAUUGAGAAGGUUAAUACAUUGAUAUAAUAACUCAGAUCUGCUUCAGCAGAUCUGUUAUUUACAGUAGAAUUAUGCAAAUGUACUUUUUGUGUUCUUUGAUAGUUAAAUGUCAAAUAUAUUUAGGGAGUGAUAAGGGGAUAAAGGUAAUGACAGGAAGCAAGCAGAUUUCUUAGAAGAGUAAGUUGCUGUACUAAGUAAAACUUUUAGCACAAAGAUUUAAAACUGCUGCUACAGUGACGGGUACAUCAUGGUCUACUUAGAAGCUAGUGCUUCAUAUAUACAUAAAUUUCAUAAUAAUUUGAUUAAAGGAGUGAGUGAUCUGCUCUAGGAACAUCAGGAGAGGAAUUUAACUUGCAGAGUUAAUGUAGCUUAUCAGUAGAUCAUUUCUGGUGUUUUUCUCAGUGAUACAGGAGCCAUGGUAAGUUUGUUCUACACAGCAUGAAUCACAACCUGUGCUCAAAUGUGCCUGGGUAUCCUGUACACUACAGCAGCAAAAAUAUUACUGCCCCUCCUCUAAAUCAGAUGUUUUGUUAGUAAAGGAGGCCUUUUAAGUUUAAUAAAUGUAUAUCCAAGCUUGUUCCGUGUUAGUAGAAUAUAUUUUUGCAUUAUUGAAGCAACUAUGAAAUGGUACUAGUAAAGAAAUGUCAACUGCUGCUAUUACGUUGUUAUUUUUGUGAAUAAACUAUGUCCCAAAGCA